Molecule: messenger RNA, 8073 nt
Organism: Octopus bimaculoides (California two-spot octopus)
Lineage: Eukaryota; Metazoa; Mollusca; Cephalopoda; Octopoda; Octopodidae
Biological process (GO): regulation of gene expression
Cellular component (GO): nucleus
Molecular function (GO): protein binding
Source: RefSeq, a predicted model, not a curated record
AACAGAAUAUGCUUCAACACACGUACUCACAUAAAAAGUCUUGCAAACCAAAUCCAAAAACGAAAUAUAUAUAUAUAUAUAUAUAUACACGCGCGAUUUUUUAUUAGUGGUUAUUUGACCAUAAAGGUUUUAGACGUUAUAAAAAUACCAGAAGAAUAAAACAGGAAAAAAAAAUGAAAAAAGAGAAAAAGAAGUUGUUCAAGAAAAAAAAGUUUCUCCCAACUUCGGAAAGUUUCUUUUAAGAAACAUAAUAUAAAAGCAAACAAGAGAGGGGAGGGGAUAGUGUCUGUUUUUCCACCCAAGUGUAAAAGAGCGGCCAUCAAGGGAAGUAACUAAUGUAAGCAACUGAAGUUAGCAAUUAGAUAUAUAGAGAAAGACAGAGAGAAAAACAAAGAGAGGAAUAAAGAGAGAGAGAGAGAAUAAUAUAUACUUUAUUUGGGAAAUCCCUUCUUCCUCGUUAUCAUUUCUCUCGUUUUUUUAGAAACAUUCUUUUUUUAUUUGUUUUUUUAUUAGUGUUUUCUUACACGAUUCUUGUGACAUCUGGAAACCGUAUCGCUGACCAGUAAAUGUAUGUAUACAAAUAUAUAUAUGUAAAUAAAUACAUAUAUUUGUAUACACACAUAUAACAGCACAAACGCAUAUAUUUGUAUACACACACACACACACACACACACAUAUAUAUAUAUGGUUACUCUGUAUAUAUUGGCUAUGUAUUACAGGCUCUUCGGUGGUACCGUGUACCGGAGAUUGACAGUGUGAGAAAAAAGAAAAAAAAUCUAAAAAAAAAAAAAGAAAGACAGAAGCGUGGUUCGCGCGACGCUGACGACAGCAAAUGGCAUUUUUUCAAAAGACCUACACUGAUUACUUCUCUCGUACUCCCUGGACCUAGAUUCGAUCCUGUCAUGACGUUUUAACACAUUCGAUGUCUCUGUUUACUUCUGUAUAAUCAGCAUCUCUCUCGCUUCUGCCAUCGUUGAAUAUCUACAUGCAGUUAUCUUUUUAUCAACUUCCAUCUUUCCCUGUCUCUCACUCUCUAAUAUAGAUUAUUAUAUAUAUAUAUGUAUAUGUAAUAUCGCACCUGCUGAGUGAAAAGAACACGUUUUGAUCUCAAGUUAUUUUACUGGAAAAAAAGAAAGAAAGCAAGUUUGGCAUUUAACCUUAGAGAAUAUGCUUAGAAGACACAACUGAAGAAAAUGGAUGGCAUAUGGUGCCAUGAAUGUGGACGCAGCAAUAAUCGGGACUGCCCUGAACAUGGACCCCUUCAAGACAUUCCGGACAGGGUCAUUCCUCCCAUGGCCCACCUCACACUGCCAAAAGGACUAGUUAUUCGACCAAAUCUCAAGACUCAUCCCUUAAAAGUUUCAGAAAGAGGAGUUUUUGCCAAACGUGUGAUACCAGCGCGUUCUAAAUUCGGACCUGUUGUAGCCCCUCCUUUUCCAGCAGAUGCCAAUUACACACCUGUACAGACAAAUUCACUUAUUCUAAAGGUAUUUAAUGGUGGAGAAUCUAUUCAGUCGGUGGUCACACUGGACAUGACUGAUAACGGUCAGUGCAACUGGAUGAUGUUUGUACGGUCAGCCUGUCUAGCUGACACACAACAAAAUCUAGAAGCUUACCAGUGUGAUGGAAAAAUAUAUUUUGUAGCAAUUCGGACAAUACACAUUGGAGAUGAGCUGAGGGUGGGCUAUGCUGCCAACUAUGCUCGGCUGAUGUUGGAGAAGAGUUGUCUGACAGUCUCUGAUUCGGUCCUCUCCGAUAUCAACACAGGUUCCGGCAUCAGCGAGGACUCCAGUGUUGAGUCUCACACCGUACAACAGGAUAACUCAUAUGAUGAAGGAAUGGAGACUGUUUCCACGGAGUCCGAUGUCAAAGGAGAACUGCCUCAGCUACCAUUUCCUUCUGAUGUUGUUAGAGUCUUGGAGAGAAGUCGACCACGACGGCAUUUCAGUUUCACUUCUUCACGCGCCACCGGUUCAAAGAGUUCAGUCGCUGCAAAAGUUUGCAAAGAAAACAUCUCUAUUGACAACGUCAUCCAUGGUACCAAAAGCAAAGAGUUGAAAAUUGAGAGAAACGUUGACGUUUGUUCAAGUGCAACUCCACUGGAAGCUGGUGGCAUUGGUAACCAAAAUCUGAAACGUGUCACCCGGUCUUCUAAAGCAACGUUCGGUCAGAUGUUACUUGGCAAUAGUGACACAGACGACGUAGGUUCGAAAAUUACCAAGCUAGCCUUGAUCUCUCCGCCUUCAGUGAUGAGGAAACGCAGCCGGAAGAAUGAGUGUGUCUCGUGUAAGCUGGAAAGGAGGGGAGGCCAUGGUGGAAGUAAAAACAAUAACUGUAGUUGUGGCGGUAGUGGAAGAAUGUGUGCACAUGGACGGAAAGUGUUGCAUCGAUGCACAACCGAAAACUGCAGUAAAGUGUUCGUGUCAAAGUUCCUCCUUGAUCGGCAUAUGCUCAUUCACAGUGCACCACGAAACCACAAGUGUUUUUUCUGCGAGAAGUCUUUUGGCCGGCGUGAUCACCUGACAUCACACCUGAACACUCACAAGCCGGACAAGCCAACAUGGGUGUGCAAACAGUGCGGCAAGCAAUACAUAUCCCGCUUUAUGCACAAGACACACAUGGCAAUGCAUGCAGCAGAGAAGGGUAAGAUUAACAACUGUCCGAUCUGCAAUAAGAAAUACGACAACAAGGAUGAUCUCUUACUACAUCUGAAGAUCCACGGUGGGAUCGUUUACCCGAAGGGCCUCGACAAAACCCAUAAGUGCAUGGAAUGCAGCAAGGUUUUUACAAAGAGGAAAGACAUGAAACGUCAUCUGGUAGUACAUUCUCGCAAGAAGGAAUAUAAAUGCAUUUACUGUUCGCAGCUUUUUAGUCGUCGGGGUCAUUUGAACCUGCAUUUCCAGCGGUUCCACAGCCACCCGGCAGACUGCGGAGAAAUCUGUAGCAGCAGCAGCAGUAGUGUCAGCACAAAUGCUGUUUCUUUGCCAACUGAGUUGUCAGAGUCCUGUCACCAUGAUGCCAGCCGAGACGAGCCUCACCUUACCAAUGUGUUGAUUCCUGAUGCCAGUAACGACAGCUUGGUUGCUGAGACAACAAACACCAAUCCAGUCAGUGCUAGCAAUGUUGCUAUGGCAGCAACAUUGCCCGACUCAAAUUCAACAAAAUGUGACGAUGAUGAAGAUGAUGAUGAGGAUGAUGACGAUGACGACGACGACGACGAUGAUGUAGUAGGUGAUGACGAAAGUAAGAUGUCACCCCCUCCACAGACUGCCCUCUCUCGGUUGUCCAUUUCUGACAAAGACUUUUCUCCUGAAGAAGCUGAAUCAAUGAAAUUGUACAAGUCCAGUUUCAAUCCCACCCUUUUCUCCAAGAAUCUAUUUGAAAAAGCGAGUUGCAGUGAAGUCCCAGGGUUGUCACCAGACGUCAUUCAGUAUGUCAGCACUGAUUCUAGUCAAUCAACUACUUCCAGAGGAGUUCCUCGUCCAGCAUCAGGCACUGUCCCACCAUCAUCCCCUGUCAGUAGCCAUCAACAUCAACAGGGGUGCAGUACUACCUAUCCCUGCACACCUGAGAAAUCUGGUUUGGCAUCAUCAACUGCAACUGUUUCUCCCCCACUGUUGUCCUUGUCAAACAUUGAAACUACAGAACAGCAUUUGUAUGAUGUACAGAAAAAACAGUUAUACACCCCCGGUACAGUCCCAACAGCCACAUCACUAUCAGAUACCCAGUUGAACAAGGACAGCUUACUGACUCCGUCUUCUGCCUCUGAGUUUGACACCACCACUGCCACUGGAGCAAAGUCACAGCAUGGAGAAGGAGAUAGGCGCUUGGCAGUGUGCCAAAAGUACCUGGAACAAUUGCAGCUGUAUCGUGAAGGACUGGCACCUCAACCCAACCAAGAUAAAACCCCCUCAGCUCCAGACGUCACAUGUGAAUCUUCGUCCUUGAUGUGGCCUGCUGAUGCCACAGACAGCAAGCAAUUGUCCAUUGCCGACCAUACGAACACCAAAUCAUUUUAAACCGAUGAAUCAACACUCGCAUAGCAACAACAACAAUAAUAAUAAUGUUGAUGAUUGAUGAUAAUGACAACAACAAAUUGUUAUAAUAAAAACGACUAAUCAUUACCAAAAAUAACAUUGAUAAUAAUAAUAAUAAUAAUAGUAAUAACUUUAAUAACAAAGUCUUAUAACUUAAUCAUGAGAACCACAAAGGCUUUUGUGGAAAGAACAAAAGCAUAAAUCACUCCCGCAUUUGACCAGCAUUUAUUUUCUUGAUGAUUUUGCUGGUAGUGUGUAUGGGUUAUAUAUAUAUAUAUAUAUAUAUAUAUAUAUAUAUAUAUACAUACACACACGCAUACAUACAUAUAUGUAUAUAUAUAUAUAUGUAGAUGGAACUAAAUACUGUAAGAUAUCUUUAACUUGGUUUGGAUGGGGUUAUGUCAUUUCUCUCACUCCGCUAUUUCUAUCAUUGUAAUAAUCAUUUCUUAUUUUAGUACAGGGCCAGUAAUUUUGAGGGGACAGGGGGGAAGUCGAUUCCAUUGACCCCCUAGUGCUCAGUUGGUAUUUAUUUUAUCGAUCCUGAAAGGGUCGAAGGCUAAGUCAACCUCAGCGGCAGUUUUUGAACUUAGAAUGUUAAAGAACUGGAAGAAAUGGUGCAAAGUGUUUUGUCCAGCACGGUAACGAUUCCGCCAGCUUGACAACUCAUUUUAUUAAUAUAAUAAUAACAAUAAUUAGAGUUAUUAAUAUUUCUAAGUCUCUCUGAAGGAGACUACGGCAGCGGUACUGGAAAUUAAUAGUUAUCGCCAAGCCAACAUGGCAGUCCCAAAAAUAGGACGAAUGCUGCCGUGGAUUAUCUCCAAGAGGCCAUCGCCUCUAGCUAGCUAUGUGACACAUGAACCUUUAUAAAGGACACAGGUUCGUGUGUCACAUAGCUAGCUAGAGGCGAUGGCCUCUUGGAGCUAAUCCACAGCAGCAUUCAUCCUAUUUUUGGGACUGCCAUGUUGGCUUGGCGAUAACUAUUAAUAACAAUAAUUGUAAUUAAGAAAAAGAUAAACCUACCGUGUCAGCAAACUAUUUUGGAAAAGUGAUAUAUGAUUAGGAAAUGUCUAGCUGUUUUAUAGGGACAAAAAUUAUAUGAUAUACAAUAAAGGCAGGCGAGGGAAGGGUCUUACUUGUGUGGCUAGACUUGCUUGAAAUAGCAACCAAAUCUCUGAUAAAUCACGUUGUCUAAAGGACACAUUGCACAAUGCCUUGUCUUGGCUUCUCAGUUCCUUGUUUGAGUUGUAGGGGUGCCGUUGUGAUGUAGUGUAAUUCUUGGGCAUAUUUUUGACCUGGUGCAGCCCAUCACACUUCAGAUGUGAUCUUGGUUGAUUUCUUCCAAAAGAGAGAAAGUCAGACAGACAAAAAAAAAAAAAAUUAAUAAAAGGUAAAUUGACCCUGGCGGGGUUUGAAUUUGAGCUGGAAUGAUUACCACAAGCAAUCUAUCUGACACUCUAAUUGACACUAUCAAUCAGCUGCUCAGAUUACAUAAUGUAGUCCAAGAUAUACCAUGUCUAGAGAAAAAAAGUUUCAGACAAACAAAGGAUGGGGUAGCUAAGGCUGGAACACUAGACCAUGGAUUUGCAGCAACAACAGCAGCAGCAACAGCUUCACAAGUUAACAAGGAACCAAAUCUCAUUUGAAAUCACACAUUAGUCUGAAAAAAAAAAAGACCAAAUAUGGGAUGGUCAUGGUUGGAACACUUUUGACCAAAUGUCUGCUGGACGAAAACUGAUAUGGGCUUAAUCAAAAACUAUAACAGGAGCUAGACAGUAUUGUACAGUCAGGAAUUGACAUUCACCAUAAGCCUGUAUAGACGCACACACACGCACCACCACCACCACCACCACUGUCAUCAUCAUCAAGGUCAUCAUCCUCAUCAUCAUCAUCAUCACCAUCAUUAUUUAAUGUUCGCUUUCCCAUGCUUGCAUGGGUCUGAUGCAAUUUGCUAGGACAGGUUUCCUCUGGCUGGAUGCUCUUCCUGUUACCAACCCUUACCUAUUUCCAAGCAAGGCAAUAUUUCCCCAUUUUUUUUCUCACAGAAAACUGGUAUGAACAACAACUUUAUGAUGGUGAUGCUCGUUUAUAGCCAUGGUGUCAAGACAAGUCUACACACAAGCAUACAAAUACACACACACACAUAUAGGGUGGCCCAGGAGUAACUGAACUCUAAUUAUUGUUAAAGGUUACAAAUAAAUGGAACAGAAAUUUUUAUUACACAAGGCUACAGCAAAUGUUCAAAACAUAAACCAUUAUUUGCAACACAGUUUGGACAUCGUUCAGUAGUUGAAUCAGUUACUUUUUUGCACAAUUCCAGUGCUCUAUUUCAAAUCAUUGAGAGUUUUUGGUUUAGCACUGAAGACCUGAUUUUUGAGUAUUCCCCAGAGAAAGAAGUCUGGAGGACUGAGGUCUGGGGACCUUGCAGGCCAUUCCAUGGGUCCUGUCCAUCUGCCCAGAAAAUGUUCAUCAAGCAAUAUUCAAUAAAUUCAAUAGGGUUUGGUUACUUCUGGGCCACACUGUGUAUUUCAGUUUCUGUCUACCAAAUCCAUUCACAAGAUUUCAUCCCAUCCUGGGCUAUUGUAAAAGACACACACACACAGGGUGUCAUGUAGUGGGACUGAACCUGAGACCACCACAUGGUUGGGAAGCAAACUUAUCACCCACACAUGAAAUAUAUUUAUAUUUUAUUUUCCCUGUAUCUAAGGGACGUGAGCACUUUCACACACACACACACACCACACACACAUGUACACUGACACACACAUGCAUAUAUAUAUACACAUGCAUAUACAUAUACACAUGUAUAUGCACACAUAUAUAUACAUAUUUGAUUGGUAUUUAUAUAUAUAUAUAUAUAUAUAUAUAUAUUACAUACAAAAAUAAGAGGAAUGACCAGCAAAAGUGGACUCCUAUAUGCUAGAAAUAGAUGCCGAAUCAUCUAACCAUGAAGAAUAUGUUCUCAGUAAAAAUUUCAGCGAGACAACAGACUGUAAAAGGGCAAGACGAAUGAAAAAAUACUAAUAGAACAUAUUCUUCGUGGUUAGAUGAUUCGGCAUCUAUUUCUAGCAUAUAGGAGUCCACUUUUGCUGGUCAUUCCUCUUAUUUUUUAAAAUAUGCUAGACCACUGGUUUUAAUUGAUUAAUAUUAUUAUUAAAUUUUAUAUAUAUAUAUAUAUAUAUAUAUAUAACAUGCAUCUAUAUUUGUGUGUGUGUGUGUGUGUGUGUCUCCAUGGUGACAGCUACGUCUACAUGUCUGAGGAAACACCUUCCCAUUAUUUUUACUAUCUCCACUACCUCUUUUUCUCUUCUCACCUCCAUGUCACCACAUGAACAUUUCAUCAAGUUGCACAUGUAACCAUUUCCAUCCUCCAUCUAUCCAUCCGUUCAUCCCUGUAUGAUUUCACCUUUCGCUCCAUGAUCUCACCCACCCCUCGCGACACACUCAUUCACUCAUGCAUGGCAACCCGAUUCUAUGUAACCAGCAAAUGCUCCUGCCACGGCACUGUAUGCAUUUGUUGUUGCUGUUGUUGAUCAGUCUAGACUCAUCAUUUCUAAUGAUAAUAAUAAUAAUGAUAAUGUAAUAGUAAUUACAGAAAAUAGAAUGUUGAUGAUGAUGAUAAAUAAUGAUAAUCAUAAACUAUGAUAAUGAUAAUGUCAAUAAUGACUGGAAAGAUAAUGAUGAUGAUGAUUAUGGUAAUUACAAUGAUGAUGAUGAUAAAGAUAACUGAUAAUGAUGAGGACAAUUAUAAUGAUGAUUAGGACUAAGGUGAUUACAACUAUGCUGAUGACAAAGAUGACAAUUUCAACAAUGAAGGUGGUGGUGAUGACAACUACGACAAUGAUGAAGUCGAUAAGGUCGAUAUUGAUGACUGAUGACAGUGACUAUGAUGAUGAUAAUGAUGAUCAUAACGAUGACAGAUAAUCAUGACAACUCCAAUGGCAGUGAUAACGAUGACGACGUCGAUGGUAAUGUAAACAAAAUUUUAAAUAAACUAAAAGAAAAAAAAAACACAACCCUCUGUUUGCUCACAGAUUUC